AAGCUCGCACAGAGACCGAGGGCUUGUUUCUGAGGGCGACCAUGGAGAACGGCAAACCAGAUGACCAAGAAAAAGACAUGGAUGAGGUGAACUUGCAGAUUGCACAGCUGCAGGCCCUGACGGCAGAGCUGAGGAGCGGGCUGGUGGGGGCACUAGAGGACCUCUCCACCCUAAAACAGAGAGACAGCAGCCUGGAGGAAAAGAUGAGAGGCCACCAAAGUGACAUGGAGGAGAAAAUACUGGGCCUAAGGAACUCCCUCAACACAUUCAAGGAGGACCUCAGUGCUGCCCUGUCCCAGAUCAAAGAGGUCAACUGCAGGCACAGAGAGCUUCAGCAGAGCUUGGAGCUGUUCCACAUGGAGGUGGGAAGAGAGCGCGUCUCAGUCCAGCAGAGGAAAGGCUCGAAAGGGGAUUUUUCAUCCGACGGCCACAAGUUUCUCUCCAGCGAGACGGAGCUCAGCGUCAUCCAGCACUACUUCGCCAGUCUGCCCAACAGCUCACCACAGAGAAGCACAACAUCCACACAAACGACGAGCUCGGAGCAGGAGUCUGGUUGCCACCAGCAGCAGGUGGGCCAGUCCAAGUCGCCGGUGUGGAGGGAACGGAGGGGCAGUGCAGACAACACUGAGGGACAGCUGCCUCAGGAGAACAGCAAGAGACAGAUGGCUGCCCUGGAGCUGCUGGAAUCGGAGAGGGUGUAUGUCUCUUACCUGUCCCUUCUGCUCAAGGCCAACAUCACCUUCAAUGGGUCUGAGGCCAUACAUCUCAAAGACAAAAGGCCUUUCCCCAGCUCUCUGCGCUUCCUCAUCCAGCAGCACCUGGAGCUCCUCCACAUUCUGCAGGAGCGCGUGCUCAAGUGCCAGUGGCAAGGCAUCAUGGGAGAUGUGUUCAUGAGGCUGACCAGCAAAGAGAGUGAUUUUCUUGAUUACUAUGUGGCGUACCUGAAGGAGCUGCCCGAAUGCCUGUCUGCAGUCAACAUGUACAGUGCCUCCUCUCUCAAAGCAGCUGGACUGUUUGAGGGUGAUGUGAUUGGCAAUGAGAAUCGCCCUCCCCUCCACAUGCUGCUCCUCCAACCAGUGCAACGUAUCCCAGAAUACCUUAUGCUUCUACAGAACCUGAUGAAGCAGACGGACUCAGAGCACCCAGAUUACUACCUGCUGCUGAUCUGUAUCCAGCAGUUUCGGGCCUUCACUGGACAGUACAGCCACCUCCUCCAGCACAACGAGGAGCUGCUGCUGCAGAACAGAAAGGAGCUCAAAAGGUCUGCCAUGAAGCAAUUCUUCAAGACUGUGGAUUGUGGUGUCCAGGCUGAUGAGAUGGGAUCCCCCUUUCCCUCCAGCAAGGCCCUGCUUCUGCAGUCAGUCUGUUCGCUCACCUCCCCCCCCCCUGCUUUCAGACAGCAUGCGAGCCAAGUGAAGAGGAGCAAGCAGAGGCUGCUGGAGCAGAUGCAGACAAAGCGCUUCCCGGACUGGGAGGCCGAACCACGGCGCUACGACACCGCGGACGGGGUGACGGCGGUCCCCUUCUUCACCCCCGAUGCAGACCCCCGCCUCAAGAGCGCCGCCCUGCAGAGCAUCCCCGAGACGGAGCAGGAGGCAGGCUCCAUGGAGGGCCUGCCCUGCGGCCGUCUUCCCCCGGGCUCCUCCGUGCUGGCCGACGCCAUAGGAGAGUUCCUGAUGUCCGGGGAGGCGGCCGGCCUGGAGGGGCUGUACGAGGACGGGGACUCCCUCCACAACGUCUCCCUCUUCGACAACUGCUCCACCGCCUCCUCCGACUCCAGCGUCGACAUCGCCUUUGUGCGUUGCCCCAAGAGCCACGACCGGGAGCCCUACGCCGGUGGUGGCGGAGCGGGCCGGGACGGGGGCUAUAAGUUCCCCAGCCGCGGCUGCGUGUCACCGGAUGAGGCCGGCCUGAUGCGCCACCGCCCCCUGCAGGCCGUCCAGCGCAAGAGCAAGUCCCUGAACGGCCUGCAGCUGGACAGCACUGUCGUCGCGGACAGCAGCCCGGCCAAGAGCCACGGCUCCCACGCCAAGCUGGAGCGGCAGCCCAGCAAGGGCUCCACCAACCGUAAGCUGCAGAGGAGCGUCAGCCCCCCACAGAAGCAGGAGGAUGAGGGCCGGGCUGCAGCCGACGAGGAGCUCCGCAGAGACCACGACAAGGACUCUGGCGGUCAGCCCUGGGUGGAGCAGACCAGGUGGAGGGGCGGCUCUGAAAACGGCCAGUCCGCCUUCAGCGAGAGGAGCCGCAAGCAGGACCAGAAAGGAGGCUUCAGGAGCUCCUUCAAAAAACUCUUCAAGAAAAAGUCUGGGGGAGACGGUAAGGACAAGUCCAACGACAAGUCUGAGUCCCAAACAUACAGUGAUCAUGAAUCCAUGAAGACACCAAGAGUUACUCGGCUUGGAGACAUCGACAGGGGAACAGCAGUGUGAUUCCACACCGCCCUCUAGUGGAAAAAAUUAACCUCUGCAAU
Molecule: messenger RNA, 2470 nt
Organism: Megalops cyprinoides (Indo-Pacific tarpon)
Lineage: Eukaryota; Metazoa; Chordata; Actinopteri; Elopiformes; Megalopidae
Product: rho guanine nucleotide exchange factor 33-like
Exons: 15
Coding region: 42-2429 (795 amino acids)
Molecular function (GO): guanyl-nucleotide exchange factor activity
Source: RefSeq, a predicted model, not a curated record